Ficedula albicollis (Collared flycatcher) is the source of this 1215-nucleotide messenger RNA. RefSeq names its product proline-rich protein 2-like. The transcript has 5 exons. The record is from RefSeq and is a predicted model, not a curated record. The coding region runs from base 1 to 1215 and encodes 404 amino acids. Lineage: Eukaryota; Metazoa; Chordata; Aves; Passeriformes; Muscicapidae.
AUGGGGGAGAUCCACCCCCGGAUUUGGGGCCAAGAUGCCGCAAUGUCACCUCUGUCCCUGUCCCACAAAGAUCCGCCCCCAGCACCUGCCCCAAACCCCGCGGAGGGCGGAGGAGGCUCUGCACGGAGGAAGAAGCAAAUCCUCGCACAAAUCGCAGCCUGGAGGCGCCGCCGGGACGCCCGGGACGAGCUGAGCGCGCACAGGGAGCGGAACCCCCGAGAGAGCGGCACCCCCGAGGGAUCAGCACAGGGAGCGGAACCCCCGAGAGAGCGGCACCCCCGAGGGAUCAGCACAGGGAGCGGAACCCCCGAGAGAGCGGCACCCCCGAGGGAUCAGCACAGGGAGCGGAACCCCCGAGAGAGCGGCACCCCCGAGGGAUCAGCACAGGGAGCGGAACCCCCGAGAGAGCGGCACCCCCGAGGGAUCAGCACAGGGAGCGGAACCCCCGAGAGAGCGGCACCCCCGAGGGAUCAGCACAGGGAGCGGAACCCCCGAGAGAGCGGCACCCCCGAGGGAUCAGCACAGGGAGCGGAACCCCCGAGAGAGCGGCACCCCCGAGGGAUCAGCACAGGGAGCGGAACCCCCGAGAGAGCGGCACCCCCGAGGGAUCAGCACAGGGAGCGGAACCCCCGAGAGAGCGGCACCCCCGAGGGAUCAGCAUCCCCCGAGAGAGCGCAUCCCUCGAGAGAGCAGCACCCCCGAGGGAGCGGCACCCCCGAGGGAUCGGGACCCCCGAGGGAGCGGCACCCCCGAGGGACUGGGACCCCCCCCCGAUUGAUCGGCACCCCCGAGGGAUCAGGACCCCCCAAAGGAUCAGCACCCCCCGAGGGAUCGGCCCGGGAGCUCCGCCAGGGGAGGUGGCAGCCAGACCCCAAAAGGCAGCGGCAGGACCGUGCAGCCAUCAGCCCCCAGCCAGACCCCACACCCAUCAAACGAACCCCAAAGCCCCCAGCCAGACCCCACACCCAUCAAACGAACCCCAAAGCCCCCAGCCAGACCCCACACCCAUCAAACGAACCCCAAAGCCCCCAGCCAGACCCCACACCCAUCAAACGAACCCCAAAGCCCCCAGCCAGACCCCACACCCAUCAAACGAACCCCAAAGCCCCCAGCCAGACCCCACACCCAUCAAACGAACCCCAAAGCCCCCAGCCAGACCCCACACCCAUCAAACGAACCCCAAAGCCCCCAGCCAGACCCCACACCCCCGGCUAG